Molecule: messenger RNA, 499 nt
Organism: Candidula unifasciata
Lineage: Eukaryota; Metazoa; Mollusca; Gastropoda; Stylommatophora; Geomitridae
Source: the annotation of a GenBank genome assembly
AUGACGUUCUUCAUCAGAAGAUUAAUUCAUGUUAUAGGAAAAAGAAUGCCUCCCCCGGACAGAUGGGAAGUCUACCGCCCUAUGGGUUCAGUUAUACCUGGAACCAAAUUUGUGGCUUUCAAAGUUCCUCUCAAAGAGGAGUUGCUAAAGGAGGUUAAGGAGAAAGACAAAUUCUCUCCAGCAAUUCUGAUGAAGCUUCUUGGUGACCAAGGUCUGAAAUUGGGAGGGAUCAUCGACCUCACUUUUACCUACAAGUACUACGACAGCGAAGAGUUUCUGAAGAAUGCUGUAGAAUACAAGAAAAUCUUCACACCUGGACAUGAUGUACCCAGUGAGAGUGUCUUCCAGCAGUUUGCCCAUGCUGUGAAAAAAUUUGAUGCUGGUGAUAAUGAUCACAUAAUUGGAGUUCAUUGUACACAUGGUGUAAACCGCACCGGCUAUCUAAUAUGCAGGUAUAUGAUAGAGGAAAUGAACUUUGAGCCGGAUGUUGCAAUAUCUU